AAAUCGAUGGCAUCGCCAGUCGUUGGGUGAUAGUGUUCGGAAACAUGUCGUCGGAGCAGCCGGAGAACACCAGCUACGAGCAGGAAUGCCAACGGGCGGAGCUGCUGGGUCUCCAGCCGCCGGAUCCCGCGGAGUUCGAGCGCAAGCGGCAGGCAAGACUGGAGCACGAGUUGGCGGAGCAGGAGGCCGCCGAGGCGGUGCUGCUGGAGCAACAAGACGAGAGCCUGGGCAAUGUGGGUGGCAAGCUGGGCGAGCUCAAUAGCAUCCUUUCCAGCACGCAGCAGAAGCUGAAUCGCUUCAAGCAAACGGCGUGUGGCAGUUUGACCAACAUAUUUGCCCGGACCAGCUCGGGCUCGGUGGAUCUUUCGGCUGGCAUUGGUAGAUCGGGCUCAAUCGCCUCCAGCCAGGAGGAGCGUCCUCCUGUCCAGGAACAGCCGCUGGCCAAGCCCCCGCCGACGGCUGCCGAGGUCAGCGCCGCCAAGGCGGCCAAACAGAAGCGCAUGGACUCGCAGCUGGACAAGCUGGACGCGCUGAUCAACCAGGCGGACAACGCUCAGAUUGCCAUGAGUGAGCAGACACAGCAGAUGCGCCGCCUGGCCAAGUGAAGUGUCCCCUUGAGCAGGUGAUCCUCGUCGCCUGAUCCUGGGCAGCCUUCUUCUCCUCUUCUUUGUUUGGAUGAACACAUGAGUUUCGCUUAAAACUAAACACAAGUU
This is a messenger RNA of Drosophila mauritiana, 713 nucleotides long. RefSeq lists its product as uncharacterized. The coding region runs from base 45 to 605 and encodes 186 amino acids. NCBI's taxonomy places the organism in Eukaryota, Metazoa, Arthropoda, Insecta, Diptera, Drosophilidae. The transcript has 3 exons. The record is from RefSeq and is a predicted model, not a curated record.